AUGAUACUCAGUCUAAAUAUAGAAGUAAAUUUUCAUUCUUAUAUUGGCCCGCUAGCCUAUGCUUUUAAGCAAUACACGUUUAGUCAUUCUUCGCAUUUUGAAGCUGACUUUCAAACCUAGUACAAUGAAGGUGGGAAAGGUUUGGUUUUUCUUAGUUGUCGCUGUUUCAGUCGCUACAGUUGUAUCCUCAAGACAAGUCGACUCAGGAACCGGAGGACAAGAAUUGGAUCAGAAAUUAUCUAACCAUUCUGAUGGCACUCCAGGAAACAAGGACCAAUCAUACACUCCGAACAGAAUCAGAUUGAACUUAAAUACUCUUCUUCAAGAAAGAUCCCAAGACAUUUCCAAGAAGGUUUUGCGACCCCGGUCGUCACGGUCUUUCAGCAAAGUGUUGUUUGAAAAUGUUCGAUUGAGCGUUCCAAUCCGCCAACAUGCGUUGCAAACCAAUUUUAUCCAAGGAAUGGCUGUAGGUUCACUUAAACCCACUCAGUAUGGACGCUACAUGGUACAAGAUACUGCCUACCUCGCCAAUGCAAACAAAGUGUACUCUGAAGCUGCUCAGAAGAUGGAAGAGCAAGGCAAACCUGACUUUGCUUUCUUUUACAGAAGUCAGGCUGCGAAGUACGAAGAUUUUUACAAAGAGUUCCUCAAGACCUGGGCUCUUGAAAGUGCCGAGGCGGUGCAUGAGGGGCCAGCAGUCCAAGCGUACAUGGGUUAUCAGCAGGCUGUGGUCAAACAACAUCCCAGAUAUCUACCAGUAGCCAUGUUACCAUGCACCAUGCUCUGGCCGUGGAUGGCUGACAGCCUCAUCAAAACAGUUGACAAGAAAAACCCGUAUUAUGAAGACUGGUUUGUGAAGAACCUGCGUGCACCGGGAACACAAAGCUCAACGGAGAGGUUCGUUGACGAAAAUGUCACCGCAUUUGAUGAGGGCAUUGCUCUUGAGAUUUUCUGCGAAGGAAUGAUGAACGAACUGAAUUUCUUUCGAGAAGCAUGCGAUGAAGCCCCAUAUAAACUCUCUGAAAUUUGCCCAAGCGCGGGAUAAACUGAUAUCGUAACUAAUUGCUGUACCAGUAAAAUUAAUAGCCCUGGUUAUUCAUCUGAAAAACGUAUAUUAAGCUGAAGUUGAGACAAAUAUCUUUAAACCAUGUUUAACUCCCUGAAGUGGAAAAAGUUUUAAUUCAGUAGUGCAACAUCAUCUUUUUAUUUACUAUGUGUUUGAGUGAGCAAUCACUCGAUGCAAACUGUCAGAUCUUCAUCAAGAUCAUGUAAAGCAUUAGCUAGGCCGUAUUUUGAACAAAUGCCGAGAAUUUUAAUUCAAAAAAAAAAACUGGAUCACGCAAACUAUUCUCUCAAGCAAAUAAACACUGAAGUGUCUAUACUCUUUGCCAAGAAAAAGUUAUUA
Molecule: messenger RNA, 1405 nt
Organism: Orbicella faveolata
Lineage: Eukaryota; Metazoa; Cnidaria; Anthozoa; Scleractinia; Merulinidae
Cellular component (GO): cytosol
Source: RefSeq, a predicted model, not a curated record